Molecule: messenger RNA, 2126 nt
Organism: Lucilia sericata (common green bottle fly)
Lineage: Eukaryota; Metazoa; Arthropoda; Insecta; Diptera; Calliphoridae
Product: zinc finger protein 267-like
Exons: 5
Coding region: 104-2041 (645 amino acids)
Biological process (GO): regulation of transcription by RNA polymerase II
Cellular component (GO): nucleus
Molecular function (GO): sequence-specific DNA binding; DNA-binding transcription factor activity, RNA polymerase II-specific
Source: RefSeq, a predicted model, not a curated record
CAACGCUGUUGACAGUAGAAAUUUCAUUGUAUAUAAACAAAAAUCAAGUGUCUAACAUUUUAUUUGUUUAUUUAAUAUAGCAAUAAAUAAAAUUUUAGUAAAAAUGUCGUUUAAAAGUGUUAAAAGUAAUGAUUCUGUCUCACAAAAAUGUGGUGAAAUUAUAAUUACAAUGAAAAAGAAUGCCAAAAAUGUUUAUUCUUUCAAUUGUUGGUUUUGUGACACCAUUUGUGUACAAAUGAAAAAGUUCACUUUGCAUCUUGAACAGGAACAUAUUACCCAGUUGGAACAGGCAACAGCUAUUGUUACUGAUACUAAUAAUGAAGAUAAUCUCGAUGAUAAAUCAGACAUACAAAAAGAACCCGCUAUUGAUAGUAUAUUUGUCGGAGAAAUUAAAAUUGAGGAUUGUUUUAAUGAUGAUGGUAAUAUAAAAUCUGAAAUAGAAGAGGAAAAAUCUCAAAUUGUAACUAGGUUUCAUAAAAAGGAUCAAUUGAUGCAAAAUUCCCAAGACCCACUAGAAGCCUUUGAAAGUAAUGCUAAUGAAGAUUUUCUACCUGUUUCACUAGAAAACGAUAAUGAAAUAUUUAAAAUAGAUAACACGCAUUUAAAAGAUGAAUCUCAAUUCGAGAAUGUGGAAAUGAAUAUGUUAUCAGAUGAUGAACAACUCGAAAACAAUUCUGAUGUCAGUGAAAACGAUAAUGAUAGCGACAGUGAUUUCAAAAUGAAGUGUAGUAGUGAUGAAAAUUUAAUAGAACCCCUAAAAUAUAAUAGAAAUGAUAAAGAAAAAGACUACAUUUUAGCACUUAUUGAAGCUUAUAACCAAAAGCCCCAACUCUGGAAUACAUUAUUACCCAAGUGCAAUAAUGUUCAAAGAGAAAUGCUAUUUCAAAAUAUAACUGAUGAAUUGAAUCAAAAACUAAAGAGGAAUUUGAAAUUAUAUACGAUAAAGAAUAAAAUAAAGGAUAUAUGCAAGAAGUACGAAAAAGAAAUCAAAAGACAAUUGGAAGCGGGUGAUAAAAACAUUGAAACAAAUAAUACUGAAUUAUGGUUUUAUGAAAAUAUGAAUUUUUUGAAAACCACAAUUGAAAGCAAAUUAAAACAGAAAAGGAAAAAAACAUAUCAUAAAGUGAAACCCUUAAGCGAUGAUUUAUUAUGCGAAAUAAUAGAUGUUUACAAGACUUACAGUAGUUUAUGGAAUGUCAAUCAUGUAGCCUACCCCAUCAAACAAAAACGUGAUGAAUCUUUGCAAUCUAUGGUGGAUGAUGUUAAAAAGAAAAUUGAUAUUCCUUUAGAUGUAGAUAAACUGGAAAAACAACUGCUACAUAUACACAAUUCAUUUUCCAAAGAUAAAGAAGUCAAAUUGAAAUGUGAAGCCAAACAUGUGGGUUUUCGACCCACUUGUUCUUUCUAUAAUAAAUGUGAUUUUCUAGAAGAACAUCAAGGACCAUUUAAAUGCCCAUAUUGCAGUGAAAUCCAUAUGCAAUAUAAAGAUUUUCAAAUACACAAAUCGCAACACGAUGGAUCCAUACCAUUUAAGUGUCAAGAAUGUGGCAUGGGAUUCAAGGCAAACGGCAAUUACACAUUACAUGUAAAACGCCAUUUGGGAGUUUUUCGAUAUCGUUGUAAUAUUUGUGGCAAGGGAUAUCCCUUAAACUCUGAACUGACACUUCAUAUGCGUUCACAUACCGGCGCCCAACCGUAUUUGUGUUCUAUAUGUGGAGAAGGAUUUCGUGCUGCUAUUGGUUAUGAUAAUCAUAUGCGUCGACAUGAAGAAAGAUUUCGAUAUCAUUGCCAGAUAUGUAAAAGAGGAUUUAAUGUUUUAGCAACCCUUAGAGAUCAUGUUAAUGCCCAUCUUAAUGUUCGAAAUUUCGUUUGUAAGGACUGUGGUAAAAGUUUUACAUCUAAAAAGUAUCUACAAUAUCACAGCCGCAUUCAUGGUAGUAAAAACUAUACAUGCAACAUUUGUGGGAAGAGUUAUGCACAGGAUGCUGGUUUAAGGCAGCAUAAAAGACACAUGCAUGCCACAAGAAUUCCUAAAAGUUAAAGUUUAGUUAAUAGCUAAUUUAGCUUAAAAUUUGUAAGUACAAUUAAUUUUAUAUUUAUACAAUAAAAAUAACUAUUAUAACGAA